UGGUUUAGCAACUAGCCGGGCUUGAAGCUAACCGACUUUAGUCAAUAGGGCUCUGGGCCGGCAUCUGGAAAUGUCUCCGGAAGUGCCACAGCUACAGCAGACCGGCUUACGAGAAAUUUGAUUUAUAAUACGUUUCCACUAGCCGCAAACCGCGGGGGGUGUUUUGAUUUUUGAGUGCGAUGAGAUGGACUAAAGGACACGUUAUUCGCGGAAGGCUGGUGGAACGCUUAGCCGCCUUAUGCUAACUAGCUCGGUGUCAUUAACCUCGCUGGCCGGCUCGGUAAAUAUUGCCCUCCUCUUCAGGACUCAUUUUAUGCCUUUAUAUAUUUGAACGGCAACAAGAGGAGUGUGAAAUGGACUGCUUAAUAUUUCAUUCCACGCUUUAACACUCAAGUUUUUCGUGGGCUAACAACGACCGCAUUGUUUUCCCCUCCUCCUCCCUCUCCUCAUGUUUGAAAUGGAGACCCAUGUUUCGUGCCUUUUCCCUGAGAUCCUGGCCAUCAUCUUCAGCUACCUGGACGUGAAAAACAAAGGACGGGUGGCCCAGGUGUGCGCGGCGUGGAGGGACGCGUCCUACCACAAGUCGGUGUGGCGGGGGGUGGAAGCCAAGCUGCAUCUACGCCGGGCCAACCCUUCCCUCUUCCCCAGCCUGCAGGCGAGGGGCAUCAAAAAGGUCCAGAUCCUCAGCUUGAGACGUAGUUUGAGCUACGUGAUUCAGGGGAUGCCCCACAUCGAGAGCCUGAACUUGUGCGGCUGCUUCAACCUGACAGACAACGGGCUGGGCCAUGCCUUCGUGCAGGACAUCCUGUCGCUGCGGGUUCUCAACCUGAGCCUGUGCAAGCAGAUCAGCGACUCUAGUCUGGACCUCAUCGCCCGGUACCUGAAGAACCUGGAGGUUCUGGAGUUGGGCGGAUGCAGCAACAUCACCAACAUGGGGCUCCUCCAGGUGGCCUGGGGGCUGCGCCGGCUCAAGAGCCUCAACCUGCGCAGCUGCCGCCACGUGUCAGACGUGGGCAUCGGGCACCUGUCAGGCAUGACGCGCAGUGAGGCGGAAGGCUGCCUGGCGCUGGAGAAGCUCACACUGCAGGACUGCCAAAAGCUCACCGACCUGUCGCUCAAGCAUGUGGCCAAGGGCCUGGGCGGGCUUAAGAUGCUCAACCUGAGCUUCUGCGGUGGCAUCUCAGACGCCGGCAUGAUCCACGUGUCCCGCAUGAGCCAGCUUGGCAGCCUCAACCUGCGCUCGUGCGACAACAUAAGUGACACAGGCAUCAUGCACCUGGCCAUGGGCUCGCUGCGUCUGUCGGGCUUGGACGUGUCCUUCUGUGACAAGAUCGGCGACCAAAGCCUGGCGUACAUGGCGCAGGGCCUCUACCGGCUCAAGUCGCUGUCGUUGUGCUCGUGCCACGUGAGCGACGACGGCAUCAACCGCAUGGUGAGGCAAAUGCACGAACUCAAGACGCUCAACAUUGGACAGUGCGUGCGAAUCACCGACAAGGGCCUGGAGCUCAUCGCCGACCACCUGACGCAGCUGACGGGCAUCGACCUGUAUGGAUGCACCAAGAUCACCAAGAGGGGCCUGGAGAGGAUCACGCAGCUGCCCUGCCUCAAGGUGCUCAACCUGGGUUUGUGGCAAAUGACAGACAGCGAGCGCGUCAGGUGAAAACAACUUUUCACGGACACUAAACUAUUGAGGGAGAGAGCGGCGAGACGUUUGGCGGUUUUGGGUUCCAAUCUCGAGUCCAUCCCUCGCCCUUUGCAUUUGUUGUCUCGGGGUACACUGGCUCCCACACACAUUCCAAAACAUGUUAACUUCAUCGAAGACUAAAUUGUCCAUAUGUGUGAGUGGUUGUUUUUCUACAGUAUAUGCGCCCUGCGAUUGGCUGGCCACCAGUCCAGGGGGUGCACUGAACUCUCCUGUGACUAGGCAUGGGCUAGAUUCUGAUGGGAUGAUAACCAUGAGCAUUACAGUAUUAUAUUUACAGCUCUAAAAUGACCUUUUUUACAAUCAUUUAAGUAAAUAAAAACUUGGGUUGGGUAUCGAUUUAGAUUUCCAAAAUCGAUUCGAUUUACGAUUCACUUUGACUGAUUUUCGAUUCAGUUAAGGAUUUCACGCAGUACCGAUUUCACUUUCAUAUGGAAUACAUUCCUAGGACAAGCAACGUUAGAAAUAGUAGAAACUCUAUGCUCUAACGUGGUGCAUUAGUAUGAAUAUAUCUUAAUAUAUGAAUAGUAUACAUUAAUAAUUUAACCCAAUGCAAUAAAGCAUACAUGAUAAAAAUAAUCAUGUAUGCUUUAUUGAAUAUAACAUGUUCAUUAAAUAAAUCAAUUCCAACCACAGGCUGUGUAAAUAAAGUGGCAAAAACACACCGUAAUCUCAUUCCAUUUACAUUCCUGACUGUGACAAAGUUUCAGUUCUUGCUGUCUUCAUGUUUUUGAAGACCCCAAAACCUCCAGACAUUUGCCUUCCAGCUUGUUGCCACUGCUUUAAGUGCUUCCGCCAUGCUGUUUUGAUAUGCUACUCUCGCAUAGUGAUGAGAUCUCGCAUGAUGCGAGAAGUCUCACGAAUUUAUGGGAAAAAGAUGUAUUGAAAGGAUCGAUUCAUGGUUUUAUGAAUCGAUAGUGAGCCAAGAAAAAAACAUUUGAUUUGAUUCAUCGAUUUAAAAAAAAACCAGCCCUAAUAAAAACACCCGUUUUUUUCCAUUGACCACAAUCUAUUCUCUUUUUAAACAAAAUAUAGAAUAUAUAGUGUAGAAGAAAUGUGUGUCAUAUUAACCAAGUUCAAAUAAGUAAUUGACAUUGUUCUUCUGUUUUAAAUCUUUUCAGUAAGUGUCCCAUCACUCUUGAGCUAUUAUUGUUAAAGUAGACCCAGUGGGCUACUCAUGUUGUCCUUGGGCUGUUGGCACUUUUUUUUUUUCUUCUCCAAAAAGAAAGAUGACCUCGUUACUGGUGACAGCCAGUAACAUGAUUGAAACCUUGAGUUUUUGAAACCGCGUAAACCAUCAAACCGA
Molecule: messenger RNA, 3008 nt
Organism: Hippocampus comes (tiger tail seahorse)
Lineage: Eukaryota; Metazoa; Chordata; Actinopteri; Syngnathiformes; Syngnathidae
Product: F-box/LRR-repeat protein 14-like
Exons: 1
Coding region: 449-1660 (403 amino acids)
Biological process (GO): SCF-dependent proteasomal ubiquitin-dependent protein catabolic process
Cellular component (GO): SCF ubiquitin ligase complex
Molecular function (GO): protein binding
Source: RefSeq, a predicted model, not a curated record